AUGGGAGCAAUUCUUUCAUUAACUAAGAGCAACAAAAUGGGAAGUUCAAAGCAGCCCGACUGGUUUCUCUCGCAAGGAUACAAAGUCAACAGUAUCAGCAAGGCGAAUGUCUUGGAGCCAGGUCCGAGAAAGGACUCGCUGGUGGACAGGUCCAGGAGUCCCCUGAAGGAGCUGAAUCUUAAGGGGAGCGCGAGGAGGCUGAGCGACGCUAGUCUUGUGCUCCCACGUGCCAACAGCGCGUCCAAUGUCCCUUCUCAGUCCAUGGCGUACAUCGACGAGCUGACCGGCGCAUUGCCCGGGCGAUUGCGAAAGCAGAGCAGCUUUCGAGAAAAGAGGCAGAGCUUUUCUACCCCUUCCAAAGACCCGAUCAAGGAGAGUUGGAAGGGGAAAUGGAAGACAACAUCAAGCUUGAAGGCAGCAUGA
Messenger RNA from Guillardia theta CCMP2712, 423 nucleotides. RefSeq lists its product as hypothetical. The transcript has a single exon. The coding region runs from base 1 to 423 and encodes 140 amino acids. Lineage: Eukaryota; Cryptophyceae; Pyrenomonadales; Geminigeraceae. The record is from RefSeq and is a predicted model, not a curated record.